CUGCCCACGCCGAAAGCGGUGUAGGGAAUUGUAGUUCCUUAAGGAUAACUAAUUUCUCAGGAAAUAUUUGAGCACUGUGGUUUAGUGGCGUGUCCUGUCAGCUGAGUGCUCUUACAAGUAUGCUUGUUGUGGUGUUCUACAGUACGCAAUGAAUUUGUUUGGAUACCUUCGUUUCCUGAUGUGCGCCACCACUGUGUUUGCUGUCUGGCAACAGCCCUUUUUACCGAAACAUACCGCUACAGGUGGAAAGAAUGUUUUAAUUAUAAUUGCUGAUGAUCUACGUACAAGUCUUGGCUGUUACGGUGACAGUGCUGUGAAAUCACCAAACAUCGAUCACCUAGCAUCACAAAGUAUAAUAUUUACAAAUGCAUAUGCACAGCAAGCAGUGUGUGCUCCAAGCAGGGUGUCCUUCUUAACAGGAAGGCGUCCAGACACAACCAGGCUUUUUGACUUUAAUUCCUACUGGAGAACACAUGCUGGAAACUACACAACUCUUCCUCAGUACUUUAAAGAACAUGGUUAUGUGACAAUGUCAGUUGGGAAAAUCUUCCACCCAGGUAUUUCAUCCAACCAUAGUGAUGACUAUCCUUAUAGCUGGUCAGUAUAUCCAUACCACCCUUCUGCAGAAAAAUACGAAAAUUCACAGACUUGUAAGGGUAAAGAUGGCAAGCUUCAUGCCAACUUGGUGUGUCCAGUUGAUGUUUCUGAAGUCCCUGAAGGAACAUUACCAGAUAUACAGAGCACAGAAGAAGCUAUCCGACUUUUAAAGACUGUAAAACAACAGAAUGCCUCAUUUUUUUUAGCUGUUGGAUAUCAUAAACCACAUAUUCCAUUUAGGUUUCCAAAAGAGUUCCUGAAGUUAUAUCCUAUUGAAAACAUUUCAUUGGCACCAGACCCAGACAUACCCAAGAAACUUCCUCUGGUGGCCUACAACCCAUGGACAGAUAUUCGUAAAAGAGAGGACGUGCAAGCAUUAAACAUCAGUUUUCCUUAUGGUCCUAUUCCAGAGCAUUUCCAGCUUCUGAUUCGUCAGAGUUACUAUGCCUCUGUCUCUUACCUUGAUGAUCAGAUUGGGCAGUUGCUGAAUGCAGUAGAAGACCUGGGACUGUCUAAUGAUACCAUUAUUGUAUUUUCUUCAGAUCACGGAUGGUCAUUAGGAGAGCAUGGUGAAUGGGCAAAGUACAGCAAUUUUGAUGUGACCACUCGUGUCCCCUUGAUAUUCUAUGUCCCUGGAAUGACCAAUAUUCCGCAGCAACCUAUUUUUCAAUACAUAGAUCCUUUUAGUACUAACCUACAAAGAAAAUUCCCAGGCAAGUCAAGGGAAUAUCCUGUUGAGCUAGUUUCCCUGUUUUCCACCAUUGCUGACCUUGCCAAACUUCCUGCACCCCCUGCUUGUCCACAGCCUUCAUUCCAUAUGGAACUUUGUACUGAAGGCCGAAGCCUUGUGCAUCAGUUGCACGCAUCUGAGAACACGCACGAUGAUGCAGUAUUAGCUGUGGCUUACAGCAGUUAUCCGCGGCCUUCUGAUUUUCCACAGUGGAAUUCUGAUCUUCCUGAUUUAAAAGAUAUAAAAAUCAUGGGAUAUUCCAUGCGCACAAUGGACUACAGAUAUACUGUGUGGGUUGGAUAUAAUUCUACAACUUUUCAAGCAAAUUUUAAAGAGAUUCAUGGACGUGAGCUUUAUUUUGUCCUGAGUGAUCCAAACCAAGAUAACAACCUAUACAAUCAAUUGUUGCAUCUUGAUAUAUAUAAGCAUUUUGAAUUUAUGAAUAACUGAAAUAUGGACUUAUAUAUGCAUAUAUAUUUCUGUACAGUAUUAAUAAUGAAUAUUUUUGGAAAAUUUAUUGUUUUUAUUAAAACACUUUAAUUAAAAAGCUUACAAUGUGUUA
Molecule: messenger RNA, 1889 nt
Organism: Xenopus tropicalis (tropical clawed frog)
Lineage: Eukaryota; Metazoa; Chordata; Amphibia; Anura; Pipidae
Gene: ids
Product: iduronate 2-sulfatase
Biological process (GO): carbohydrate derivative catabolic process
Cellular component (GO): lysosome; lysosomal lumen
Molecular function (GO): iduronate-2-sulfatase activity
Source: RefSeq, marked validated